Molecule: messenger RNA, 441 nt
Organism: Bacidia gigantensis
Lineage: Eukaryota; Fungi; Ascomycota; Lecanoromycetes; Lecanorales; Ramalinaceae
Exons: 2
Coding region: 1-441 (146 amino acids)
Source: RefSeq, a predicted model, not a curated record
AUGCAGAAGAUUGGCCUGAGUAUCACAUUUUUGACAGGUUGCAUUGGCACCGUAACAGGAAUAGUCCGCCUAAUCUACUUCUUCAAAAUCAACAUGUUCGAAGACGUGACCUGGGACGCCGUAGAAACCAUGUCCUGGACGCUCAUCGAGCCGGGCGUCUACAUGAUCGCCGCCACCCUCCCCUCGCUCCGUCCACUACUCAAAUGGGCCCUCAAAGAUACGAAGAUCAGUGCUCUGGCCACCAGCUUGCUUGAUAGAGCUAGUCGGGUGCUCUCGUCGAAUAGGAGUGCGAAGGGCACGGUGGCUGAUGAGAAGGCGUUCCAUCCUCCGCAUCCGGAGAUCAAUACUAAGACGACGAUUACGGCGAAGAGUGUGCCGAAGAAUGCGAAGAUGAUGGGGUUGGAGAGUGAUUCUGAUACUAGUAGUGCGGAUAUGGUUUGA